Anguilla anguilla (European eel) is the source of this 9346-nucleotide messenger RNA. Its product is annotated as A-kinase anchor protein 2. Gene Ontology annotation, cellular component: membrane. The transcript has 14 exons. Bases 524 to 4474 code for a protein of 1316 amino acids. Gene Ontology annotation, biological process: regulation of cell shape. Lineage: Eukaryota; Metazoa; Chordata; Actinopteri; Anguilliformes; Anguillidae. The record is from RefSeq and is a predicted model, not a curated record.
UGCACUGUUUUUUUCCUCCUUUUUUUCAAAACAGUGGGCACACUGUCGACUGAACCUGCUAACCAAGCUUUCGCAGUGCAAGAAAGAACAAUAAUUGAAAAUACAGCAGUCCUGGCUCUGGGAAUGUUAGCAGCACGACUGGGCUAAACCCAGCUGGAGUUUAGCAGUGAUGUUUUGACCGGCUUAUCGGGUGGUGAUCACACAUGCCAAGAGGUAAUCCACACAUCUCAGAUCUGGUAGUAAACUGAUACGCGACCUGCCAGCACCAUGCUUCAGUGCCGCGAGGUAUGCCGACUGGACAGCGGGAAAAUGUCAGCCUCUGUCAGAAGGUCCGGGGUCAUGUAGCGCUUCGACACUCAAGGACAGCUGCUUCUACUGGAGAACAGCAUUGCAGAGAGAUGCAAGCUGCUAGCAAACAGUGCGUGUUGGAUUGAUUCUGGAGGAGGGAGGGAAGGUCUUUCAGGAGGUGAAAAAGGCACCGUCGGGAGCGGGGGAAAGGAAGAGAGGGCGGUGGCCGGCCAUCAUGGGUACACCUCUGAGGAGGAAACCCCCAGCUUUGGAGAUGGCUGAGGCCGAACUUCACAAAGAGAGGCUCCAAGCUCUCGCAGAAAAACGGAAAAGGCAAACAGAAAUUGAAGACAAGAGAAGACAAUUGGAGGACCUAAUUUUACAGCUACAGCAUCUCAAAUCGAAAGCGAUGAGGGAACGAUGGCUCCUCCAGGGGGCGCCGGCCGGAACGCAGGAGGAAGAGGAGGGGCGCAGGAGGCAGGCAGAGCGAGACGAGACGCAGGUGAAGAGGCUGGAGGACACCAUUCACAGAUUGGAAGGGGAGAUUGGGCUGCUGGAAAGGGAGGAGUCACAGAUCUCUGCCAAAGAGCAAGUGCUGAGAGAGAAGCUGAGGGAAACCGAGAGAUCAAUCGAAGAUCUGCAGAAGAGUCUUCAAAACCAAGAUGGAGAUGCAGUGAAUUACAUUCAUUCCCGCAUCCCCGACCUCCCGGAGCUGUACUCCAAAACAGCGGCCAAGGCUUCUGGCGAUGAGCAGCUGCCAAAGAAGGCUGUGAUGUACGCCGUGGAGGUCAGCGUGGAGAAGGACAAGAAGACGGGCGGCACGAAGAUCCUCUCCACCUCGGCCGUGAGCCCGGAGAACGUCCACCAGCGGGGCGUCAAGGUCUACGACGACGGGCACAAGAUGGUGUACGAGGUGCGCCCCGGAGGUCCGGGCACCCUGGAGAACGGGGUCCACCCCUGGAGCUCGGCCGAGGUGGACGAGCUGAUGCAGCGCGUGAGCCAGCCUCGUGUCCAAGGCGACGGCGGGCGGGCGACGGCCGCCCCCGCCCCUGCCGCCGUCGACGGAGGGCCCGCGGGGCCGCGGGUGGAGCAGACCGUGCGUAAGGAGGCCAAGCUGGAGAUGGUGCGCGGCCAGCAGGGCACGGGCACAGGCAGGGGCAUGGGCACGGGCACGGGCUCGGCGGGCCAGCCCAGGCCUGGGCCCAGGCCCGGGUCCGGGUUCGAGGAGGAGGUGACGGAGGUCCCCGAGGCCACGUCCGAGAAGCCCGUCACCAUGAUCUUCAUGGGCUACCACAACGUGGACGACGAGGAGGAGACCAAGAAGCUCCUGGGCUUCGACGGCACCAUCAAGGCCGAGAUCGUGCUCAUCGACGAGGACGACGAGAAGUCCCUCCGGGAGAAGACGGUCACCGACAUCUCCACCAUGGACGGCAACGCCGCCGACCUGGUCUCCGGCAGGCCCCUGUCCGACACCACCGAACUGUCCUCCGAGGGCAAGGACGAGAGCUUGGCUACGGCUAAGGAACUUCCACCCGCAGGUUCAGGGGUGGCACUUGCAGUGCCAAUGGCUGUGGAGAGUGGACCACUGGCUGGUGUUCAAUCAAAGACUCUUCCCACUGCAUUGAAACCCUCCUCCAAACUCUCAGAGGAUGACAGUGAGCUGAAGAGAGAGAGAGCCUUGAAGAGCGUCAGUUUCCUCGACUCUGUCAGCAUAAUACCUGGAGGCAAAGACACCAUGGAUCUGGAAGCUCCAUUUUCUGAGGCACAGUCAGACAGCCAGAACAACUGCUACUCUACCGCUGGGCAGAAUGGAGUGAAGAACAGGCACGAAUCCCUGGACAGCGAUGUUGCCAAGGAAAUCCGCUACCUCGAUGAGGUUCUGGAGGCUAACUGCUGUGAGCCCGGGGCCGAUGCACCCUCGAAUGGAUCGUCCUUCCCUGAGCAUAAGGCAAUCAACGUCGGUGGUACAGGACCAUCUGUUCAGAUUUCCGGUAUGCUGACACCACACAAUGAUGAAGUUAUCAUCGAAGGAAUGAAGCAAACCACAUUUAUAGAAAACUCAGAUUCCAACGGCGGAAAACCCAAUGGCCAUUCAGGGAUGAUAGAUCAGCAAUUUACGGGACAGUCUGGGGAACUCUCUGCAACGACUAUCAAGAAGGAGGCUCGCUUUGAGCUUCGAGCUUUCCAGGAAGAGAAGAAACCCUCAAAGCUAUUUGACGGCAGUCCAGAGACGGAGCCUGUCCGGGUGAAGAAAGUCCGGCCAUCUGAGGAGAUUGCGGAGCUGGAGAGGGAACGACAGGAGUUGAUCCGGGGACAGGCAGUGAAGAAGAACCCUGGGAUUGCGGCCAAAUGGUGGAACCCUCCUCAAGAGAAAAUGCUGGAGGAGGAGCUAGAUCCAGACCAGCUGGAGUCUCACAAGAGGUAUGAGGAGAGGAAGCAGAGGAAGCCAGAAACUGCGAGCAUGCCACAGGUGCAGACAGUCAUCCCCACCAUGCCACCAGAAUCUGGCAAGAAGGAGGACAUUGUGAUGGAGCAGAUUGACUUUUCCGCCGCGCGCAAGCAGUUUCUACAGAAGGAGCCUGGCAAGCAGCCCGGAGGACCAAAGAGAGGCGUGGCUCCACAGCUUUACUCUGCCAAACCCUUCUCCAGAGCCACGGAGGUCACUCAUGUGGAGAGGCCGAGCGGUUCAGUGAUGGUUGGCGACCGUAGCCAUAACGUCGGGGAAAGCCUCAACGAAGUGACCACUGUCAAAACAGAGAGAAUCUACUGCAGCCCUGGAGACUCCAUCACACAGGAGGCAAGGGACUGCAUGACAGAGAACGAGAUGAAGGAGGGCGGGAAGGCUUGCAUGGGCGAUGGAGACUUCACCUGCGCCCGAGCGGUGAUGACUAUCCUCAGAGACGAAGAUCCUGACCUGUUCCCUCUGCAGCGAUCCGCAAACAGCUCCUGUCUCCCGGAGGAGAUCGAUUCUGGGCUGGACGACCUGUCUAUCCGGUCUCAGGACACCACGGUGCUGGAGACCCUGUCCAACGAUUUCAGCAUGGAUAACGUGAGCGACAGCGGAGCUUCCAAUGAAGCCAUGAACGCCUUCCUGGAGAAUUCUCUGGGGGACUUUUCUUUCCCCCCUACCCCGCAGGCCACCACUCCCAUCAACGGGAAGAUGGACGGAGGCCCUAAGUCCCCCAGCGAGCAUGGCGUGUCCUUUUCCAGCCCAACGGCCUCUCUGAUUGAGCAGCAGCUGGAGUACCAUGCCGGCAUCCUGGUCCAGAAUGCCAUCCAGCAGGCUAUCGCCGAACAGCACAGCGACUGGCAAACACAUCCGGUCCUGGAGCAUGACUCCCCCAUCCCUGAGAAAAAGACAGAGGACACCAAGCAGCCACCACCCCCAUCAGAAGAAAAAGCCAAAUUCGAACCUCCGCAGGCGUCGUCGCCGGUGCCAGAGAUUCACACAGUCACUCCAAAGAUCACCGCACCGACCCCUGUGGUCCCCGCCGAACCAGUCCAUCACCCGGUGACGAGUAGGAACCAGUCCCCGCCGCCCAGCGAAAAACAGGAAUUCAGCUACUUCAGCAAGUACUCGGAGGCUGCCGAGCUGAGGAGCACGGCCUCAGUGGCCCGGGCGCAGGAGAUGGAGGUCAGCGCCGGGCCCUUCAAGCUGCGGUCCCGCAAGCAGAGGACCUUGUCCAUGAUCGAGGAGGAAAUCCGGGCGGCUCAGGAGCGGGAGGAGGAGCUAAAGAGGCAGCGGCAGACGCAAGCCUUACAGACGGCCUCCAGCCACAGGCAGAAGACCAACAGCCUGCCUGCCAGACUCUCUCUCUCAGGGAGGACAGCACCAGGAAAGAUUGAGAAGAUUCGUCCCGGCCCUCCCGUCUCCCCCGCUUCGGAGGGUCCCCUGCCCUCCCCUCUCUCGGAUGCGGGGAGCAAUGACUCAGCAGGUAGCCAACGUCCCAAAAACUUCAUGCAGACCCUGAUGGAGGACUACGAGACUCACAAGGUCAAACGCAGGGAGAAGAUCGAGGACAACAGCUAUGCCCGUUUAUUGCUCGCUAGUGAUGUUACUACUGAGGUGCUUGAGGCCACGCGCGUCACGCGGCGGAAAAGCAACAUGGCCCUGCGAUGGGAAGCAGGGAUAUACGCCAACCAAGACGAAGGGGAGGAGGAGGAAGAGGAGGAGGAAGAGGAGUAGGGCUAACUCCACGCUUUAACCUGUGACAAUCAGAAAGAGAGAGGGAGGGGUGCCCAAACAGGACAGAUUUGACCCCGCCCACCACCACCAUCACCCCCACCCCCUGCCCCCAAUAUUUAUUUCAAUAAGGCCCCAUAUCACAAGUGACCCAUUGAUUGACCGGUGAAUCGAGCAGGAGUCUCUGGCACGCUCGGAGGAUACAGGCCUGGCUCAGAUCCAUUGGGUUAUAAGCAAUAAGAUCUCAGAGAAAGCGUACAUCUGCUGUCAGGGGUCAGAGGCAGUUUUCCUUUUUUUGCUUCAGGUUUUUAUUUUGAGUUUUUCUUGCUGGGGCGUGUGCAACUUUGAAGAUGGUUGAGAUGCAUGUUUUUGUGAAGGUUUUUAAGAUGGGAAUUGGCACAACCGAGUUUAUCGUUAAUCUGAAAGAUUUAAAGGAUCUUCUUCAGGGUCAGGGUUUUUAUUUGGCUUCUUGGAAAUGAUAUUAGCUGACUUAGAUGCACUCUUUUUGCUUUUCAAUGCUUGAAAAGGUCCAGAAGGCUUCAAAGAGCAGUUUUGUGUUACUGCAGCACUGAGAUCACACAGCAUAAGCAUAUUGGAAUGAGAAAUUCACUUAAAUUAAGCGAGAGCUGAAAGUUGCCGUAGAUUUCCUGCGUGGAAUGCUUGAUUAAUUUAUAUUGGCUUUUAUAAUAUCUAUCCUCCACUGGUCAGUAUGAUCUUUGCUAGAUGGAUGACUGUAACUUGUUUGGUCAUUUCUUAACAACCCGAUUUGCACCCUCUGCAAAAUGAAAAUACAUAUCAUAAGCAAUACAAUCACCGCUGAUUUUUCCUACUGAUCCCCGUAGCUGGAUAAAUAAGCAUAAGAAUAGUAGAUUUAUAUUGCACAACCAAUCAUAAGAAGCAUCAUAAAAGGUCCCUUUCUGGAGGCUGAUCAGUCCUCUGUUAUCAUUUUAAGGCGGUGCCUUGCCUACCUUCUGUGGGGUAAGUUAUGGUAACACAAAUGUUUGCAUCCAUUGUUCUUUUUUUAGAAGGUAUGCUGUGCAAAAACAGCAAGGAGCAUUAUAUUUCCUUUCCUUUCUAAUAUCGUAAAACAGACAGCCCUGCCGUGUCAGAAGUUUGCUUCCCUCCAAGUUCGUUAGGCCUAUAGCACGCGAAAAAAAAACAUGCAUGGUGUCUCAAGAUGCCAGAACUACAGAGCUUAGCCCGUGAGUGAGCAAAUGCUGUCCUCAAACUCGCUUUUCUGCAGUCAUCCCAUUCUCUUUUUAAUACCAGGGCGGAGAGGAAGAGGAAGUUAAUGUAACACUGCAUGCUAAACUCAGUGGCUGUUACAGCAGACAGAAGGGGUGUUGUAAAGCUACCCUGCUGUCAAUACAACAUACCAGCAAACUACAUUUACCAGUGCAGACUACAUAGUCCAGCUUACUUUUUUUUUAGUAAGUUAGACUGUUGUAUUAAGUUAUAUUGUACCAAGACGUACACAUAAACCUGAAAAAUGGACUUCUUAAUCUGGGAGGUGACAGAACCUAUGGUAAAGUAAGGCUUUAAUCCCUGCAUUAAUUUAAUGAGACCGGCACACUUCAGCGCUGCUGUUUUACUGUUUGGCAAAGAAAACAAUAUAAGGAAGUUGAAUACUGCAAUGUAAGUGCACAUCACUUAUAUUGCAGUAUUCGACUUCCUUAUAUUUUUGACAUCUUUGGUGAUGAUUUUGGUAUGACUCACCAAAACUGUUCCUCACUGAAAUAAUCGGGCUUGGUCAUGGAAAGGUGCGACCGAUAAUUGUACAUCCUGUUGUCAACGAAAUUUCCUCUUGAACCUCGUCUAUCCUUAGCCUCCCUGGAGUGCUAUUAAAGAUGUUUUAAUUGCUGUAUUUAAGCUAUAUAUUAUUUCCUGCUACUGUGUAUUGAAAUUACAUUGUUUUCCCUAAUUGGUGUUAUGCUAGCUAUCUAUUAUUGCAGUACAUUGAAAACGAAACUAUAGUUAUUCACAAAAGGCUUUCUGCUUAAUAUUCCCUUAUUUGCUUAAAACAAGAUUCAACACACGGGCAUUGAACUUCUUUCUGAUAGUUAUCCCCUACUGACUUUUAUCCAUGUAAUGUUUUUGAGAGGUACUGAAUUCUUUCAGAAUCUGCAAUAAUAUGCUUAAGAGAGCAACCAUUUUCACAGAAUAUUUUGCUAGAUCUCUUUGGUUGAAGGUAACUGUUGGGAAACUCAAAGUGGCGAGUGUUUUUCCAGUGGACGCGAUGUAUUUAACUGUGUUUAAACAACUAGUUGUUUAACCAAAAAGAACAAAUUCUUCAUUACCAACAGCAUUCGGUGGCUAGUCAUAUUAUGAAAUUAGGAGACUAAAAACAAUGGGACCAGCUGAAAGAAAUGUUUUGAUGGUUGCUGUACUUUGGAUAUACAGCACCAAUUGGCAUAAAUACACAAGGGCAUAAACAAAAUGAUGGAGAAUGAAAAAUCAGUGAGAGAAUCCAAAAUCGGUGAGAGAAUCCAAAAUCAGUGUAUUGACUAAUCAUCAUAGGUAAAGAGGCAGUGUGGUCAUCCUUAAAUGCUUCAGACACAACUGCUAACUAAUACCAGGGAAAAAAUUAAUUUUGACUUUUCCUUGCUUUCCGAUGUGGGUUCCUGCUCCCCAUAAGGAUUCCACUAACCAAGAAGACAACAGGCACUUACAGGAAGUAGAUUAUGUACCUUGUACAUGCAGGAUGAUGCAUGAUGCCCAGAAUCUCUGCAGCAGCAGCUGUUUGUGGUGAGAGUUGAGGCACUUGUGGCGUUGGCGUAGUUCUUAUUGUGCUUUUUAUAUGCAAAAUAUCAAAGAGUAUUGUUGUGGGAAUUUGUCCCUUUCUGAGUACAAGAAAUCCUUAACAUUUGUUAUUUCUGGAUUAGAAUGACAUACAAGCUGUCAGUUUUUCUAAGGAUCUUUUUAUUUUUAUUUUUUUGCGGAAGUGUGAUGUGUUCAGCGAAGCAAUAAAACCAUAUUAUGUGCCAGUUGCGCUGACAGAAUGUUGCACCGUGCGUGCAAAGCUUUUAUUUCUGCAUAAGGACAAUGGCUGAAUAGGACAAUGUAUAUAUGUUAAAGCCUGUUAGCAUUUAGAGGGGGAAAUUCAUUGUUUAUGUGUCUUGACAAUGAAAACCUACUUCUGUUUUCCUUUUGUUUCCUUGCUGUGUUGGCUAGAGAUGAAGAAAGCUGUGUCAUUUAAGAAUUUUACUUACCUAUUGGCAUUGCAAUGUUUCUGCUUUGGUUCUUUGACAUGGGAAAAUAUGAGAGGCGGGGAAACAAGUAUUUCACUUUUAACGAAGAAAAGUCUGUUUAUAUUGGUGCAGUCGGAUAUUUACAAUAAACUCUGGAAAAUAGUUUUGAGAAGUUCUGAAUUUUAAAGCCAUGUAUGCACAUUUAUGCAAGUUAUAUAUUGUUUUUGUUUGCAGGUUUUUGGAGAUAUUUUGAGGGUGAGAUUAAUCUGCUAAAAGUUUUGAGAAGUUAUUAUGCAAGGUUCACAUGACUGUCGCGCUAAUAUACUGCUUGCUUUUGGGUUUUGUCACACCAGCGUCUCAGCAUGGCAGUCUGAACUCAGAAGGCAUAGAUAAAGGUAUUGCCAGGUUUGUGUGCUUAUGAAAUGCCAUAUGUCUUCGCAAAGCAUAGGAGUGGUUUCUUUUAGAAAUUUGUUGCUUUUAAGGAUGUGUAUAGUAAUAUAAUAAUAGCACAAAUGGAAGCAACAUUAUUUAAUUCAAGCAUUUAUUUAAUGCAACAAUUUUAUAUUCAUUUGCUGUUUUACCUAUAUUGUAUGAAGACACAGCAAACCUGUAUGGUGGAUCUUUUCAAGACGCAUGUGGCUUGCGUUAAACAUUAGGUGGGGUGUGACAUCAACAGGGCAUAUUUGACAUAACAUAUAGAAAGUACACCAAGGAGUAUUUAUUUUGCUGCAGUCAAUAACAGAAUAAAAGUUACUCUACAAUCAGAGUUGUUUUGGAACUGUAGUCGAGCAAUCCAUAGGGCCGAUGAUAAUACAUGUGAUGGAACUCCCUCUAGUUCCCAUUCUAAUCCAGAAAUAAACUGAUACGCUAAAUUCCCGUGGAUCAGUGUUACGCAAGGUUGGCCCUUGCAGAAAAAAACAAACAUGCCAUGGUUGUAAAAGAAAUACCAAGAGUACACAGUGAUAUCCGAAGAACCUUGGAUGCCUCAGCAUCUCUAAGAAAGAAAACUGCAAAGAGGCUUUGUCCUCAGGCACGUUCUGUCAACUUUGUACUAUGCAGACCCUUGCCUUUCAGUUUCAGUACCUCACGCACAUGUCAGAGCAGCAUAGGUCAUAGACAAAAUGCCUCAACAGUAUUACACCCACAGUUCAUUUACAGCAUAAUUUGUAAAAAAAAAUAAAUAAAUAAAUAAAAAUGCUCCGAACAUUUUUGUCACCCCAUGGAGUGGAUUAAACUAUUCUGUGAGUGUUCCCAUGAGUGAAUUACUGAAUGCAUUGUACACUCAAACUAACACAGACAAAUACUGUUUUUUUUUUGUGUGUGUGUGAAAAUACUGUUAUGAUUUUUAUUGUUGUACUUUGAAAGAAUGGCGAUGAUAAUAUUCACCAUUGUACUCAGAAAGACUUGUAAGGUUUGGAAUGCCACCAUCCAGUGUGGUAAUAAUGAAAAAUUAAGAAAAGGUAAAAGUAAGGGCAAUUAGAAAGAAAAGAUUGUCUGUGACACUUUUGGAGAUACAAAAUGAAUUGUGGGAAAAUCACUACAUGGUGGAUGUGAUGAAACAAUCAUGUUCUACAUAAACAUUGUGUUAAUAUGUUAACCACUUAAUGUAUUUUCAUAUUCUGCUUCUGUUUCAUAGGUAUUGUAAGGCUGACACUUAUACAAGUAUAUAAUUAUUUUCUCAUUAAAA